Molecule: messenger RNA, 1497 nt
Organism: Hordeum vulgare subsp. vulgare (domesticated barley)
Lineage: Eukaryota; Viridiplantae; Streptophyta; Magnoliopsida; Poales; Poaceae
Exons: 6
Coding region: 149-1225 (358 amino acids)
Source: RefSeq, a predicted model, not a curated record
UGGAUGGCUACCUUCUUGAGUUUCUCUCUGGCCAAUCUUCCUUCCUACCCUGCUUUCUCUUAGGCCUCCGUCUUCCCCUCUCCGCCAUCUUCCUUCCCCAUCUCGGCUGCCUAGGACAGCCGGCCGGGCUGCCGGGACGAGCUUCACCAUGGAAGAAAAUCACUGGGAAACCUUCAGGGGGAUUGAUUUUGGUGUAGCCGGAGAGUUUAAAGUAAAGGUGGAGGACGAGGAAGCGAGGAAUCGUACUGAUUCUACCACUUUUGGUCUGCACCAAUGUGUUUAUACCGUUGGUCCAGUCGAAUCCCAGAAGAUGGUCAAAAAGGGUAGCUUGGGUAAUCAAAUAUCAAAAGAGCAAUUUAUUUUCCUUGCUAGCUUGAACAAGCACCCAAAUGCAUUUUUUGUUGAGAACUACUACAUGGAUGGGGAUGGCAUUGGAUGUCUUGUAGUGGAGUCUCUCAACGGCAGAUUCCAAAGCUGGCUUAACUAUCAGGUUGACACGAAGAAUAAGCAGCCUAGUGCUCCUACGCUGUUUACUGCUGAUGGGAGAAUGCUGCCGACGUUGCGGACCAUCAUUUUAUCUCUCUGUAGCUUUGUAGAGCAUGUACUGGAGAAGAGAUGGUAUCCUCGGCACCUCACCAUGGAUGAUCUGUACCUCAAGAUGAUGAAUAAUCAACCUACAUUGAAAGUUUUGAUGUCUGAUGUGAUACAAGGUACUACUCCAACAAGAAUUGCCUCGGUGUGGAACCAUGUUAAGGAAAUCAUCACCCACUGUUGCACACUUGACAAUGCCACACUGAGUGGUGACAGUAGUAGCUUUUAUGACUUCAUUGGUCGUCAAUCAAAACGCGUACCAUUAGAAACAUAUACCGAUGCUUGGAGUUAUGCUGACAAGUCUGCUUACCUACUGCUCAUAAUGCAAGAAGAAAUGGUGAUGAUGAAACGAUAUGUUGAAGCGUCAGGCAUUGUUUGGCCAACUGAAGAUGGACUCAUACAACCAAUGUUGCAACUCAUCCUCGAUCACGAUAAGACAUCAACAUAUGAUACAGAUGUACCAUGGGAUUACAUCCGACUCUGCCGAAAUGUCAAUAAGAAAUUUGACGUACCUAAAUCUGUGAAGGCAGUGAUUAAAGAUCACAUUGGUUUCCUGAAGAAAAUGGAGGAGUGGACACCAAUGAUCUGGGCAAACUUGUAUGAAACUAUCGGACCUCUUUCAUUGAGGCGAUGAAACCUGGUGACUACCAAAGUCUGUUGUAUCUGGAAGCUCGUUUGGUGGAGUACUUCGGCUUGAAAGAACCGGCUGAACUUCAAGAGAGAAAUAAAUGAGGGAUUGUUUUGUUAUGUAUUGUACUGUACUAGCAGUCGUCAGCCGAAGACAUGAAUUCCGGCACCCUGCUACUACUUGUUAUGGUUGUUAUUGUACUUAUCUUCUCUGAGGACAUCCAGCACCCCCUAGUACUAUCCAUGGUUCUUAAUCCUAACAUGAAUUUUAACCAAAAA